AUGUUUGCCAUGGAUGUGCUGAAGACGUGUGCGCUCCUUAUUGUGUUUGUCCUCCGUCCAGUCUCGACUGCCGUGUUGGUCAAGGGUACAGCCCACAGAAACCUGUUCUCGGAAAGGAGUUGCUGCAGGAGACAAAGCCACUUCAUUUAUGUUGGGCAAGAUAUCUCUGGUAGUCCAGUCAGUGUGGACGUUGGUGUGUGCAGGCCCACCUGUGGCGGAGGUCAGAGGACACCCAAUUCACAUGGACUGCCAGGAUAUUCAAAACACUCGUCCAUGCUGGACUACCUCAGGAGCAAAAAGUUGCGCGACCGUGCUUCUCCUGACGCCGUGGGUAUGGGUAACGUGCCCUCCUGCGGCAAAUCUUCGACCUGUGAGCCGACCGGAGUACGUGUGGAGCGGGUGCUUCUGAUGGAAGGUCUACGAGAAGUAGAGGUCAUUGACGAGUGUCACUGCGAACUCAAACUGGAGCAAUGCGUUCGCAUGCCCGCCCUGAAGACCUACUUAUUUGAGACACCGUACGAGACUGUCGUCGACGUGGGGAAGUGUUCUAGUUCGACGGAGUUUCCAGAGGGUUUCUCCUGCGUCCCUGUUAAAUUUGACUCAGCUCUGGUGGAGACUCCUGAUAAACUUGAGCUGAUUCGGACACUGAGUGCUUGUGAGCUGAGAGAAAGUUGCUACAGGGUACCGUACAUCGAAUAUCAUUAUGAAGUUGUCCACAACUCUAAUGGAGUAAAAGAAGAGAAGAUUAAGGAAAUUGACAUUGGCAGAUGUUUAGGAAGCUGCGGGCCAGGAAACCGAUGCCUUCUCAGGAGCACGACUGAUCCAGACCAGUGUCUGAUGUGGGAGGAGGGUGCGUCCAGCUCCUGUGUUCCUGUGGGGUACCAGAGCCAUGUGUUCAGGAGCCGGCUUGGACACAUCCGCAACAUCCUGUCCAUCUCUUCCUGCCAAUGCCAGAAGUGA
Messenger RNA from Conger conger (European conger), 960 nucleotides. It is a transcript of the gene pnhd, whose product is annotated as pinhead. The record is from RefSeq and is a predicted model, not a curated record. NCBI's taxonomy places the organism in Eukaryota, Metazoa, Chordata, Actinopteri, Anguilliformes, Congridae. The coding region runs from base 1 to 960 and encodes 319 amino acids. The transcript has 7 exons.